CAUCGAUGGCAUUCUCAACCCUCAGCUAUCUAGCCCCUUCUGGAACAUUAUCUUGAGGUCGUGAUGAUGGUGGUGAUGGUGGUGAUGAUGAUAAUGGUGGGAUCUCUCUUCAUCUUUACAACAGAGGUUGAUGCCGCCUUGGUCUGCACUACUCCUUUCAGCGACAAGUUCAAGGACGUUUCCGCGUCCCCCGGCGGGAUCCUCAUCGGCGUUGGGAGCGACAGAGACGUCAAAAUCUGGUCCAGUUGCUCUUGGCGAUCGAUGGGGGCGAUGUUUGAUCGGAUAUCGAUCGGUGGCCGAGGUCGGGGUGCCGCAACGUCGAGUGGAGACCUCUACGCAUGGGCGAGAACCGACGACUGGAACGUGUACUACUACCACGGAUACGCGUGGUACCAUGUGAUGGUUGGCGUACAGUCAUUCACGGGCGGAGCCCCGGGCUACAUCUACGCCACCGGUGAAAGGGACGGCUAUUUCAGCGUCAUCUGUGACAGGGCGCCCGCGCCUGGCGAGCACCCGUCCCGGAUUACGACCUCGAAAAGUCUCUUGAAUAUCAUCGCCAGCGUCUACGCCGUAGGCUGCUCGCCCAACGAAUGCUGGGCCUGCGACUCCUCAUCCCGUAUGUGGCAUAAGCCCAACGUUGACUGCGCCAACACGACGUGGGUGAGGGGUCCAGACCCUCCGGCUUUAGCCAAGAAAAUAGAGGUGGACUCCGCGGGUGGAGUCUACCUCCUCGGAAUCGAUGCACGACUCUACUACAGGGCUGUGAAUGGCGCGGCGUGGACUGAGCCAAUUCCCGGUGGAUACUUCUUGUCCAUCACUGUACACGAAUCUAACCUUAUCGUCCUAGACGCCUACGGGGCCAUGAAGAUAUGCAAACUGUGACACCAUUAUUCGCUCACCCACUCACCUGUUCGCUCCCUUACCCACCAACUCACCCACCCACUCACCCACCCUCUCACCCACCCUCUCACUCAUAUACCCACCCAUGCACCCACCCACUCACUCAACCACCCACUCAUACACCCACCCACUCACUCACCCACCCACUCUCUCACCCAUUCAUUAUCUCACCCACUCACCUAUCCACUCAUCCACCCACUCUCUCAACCACUCACCCAUUCACCCACCCACUCACUCACAAACUCACCUGCCCACUCAUUCACUUACCCACUCACUCCCCCACUCAUUCACUCACCCAUCCACCCACUCACACACCCAUUCACCCGCUCACCCACCCACUCACCCACUCACUCGCCCUCCCACUCACCCACCUAGGUGAUAGAUACGUGGUGGUGGUGAGCCUUUAAUUGUUGUUGUGUUUUGAGAUUAAAUGUAACGAAAUAAGAACAUUCAACAAAGAGUGUAAUCUACGGAACUUCAAUGGACAGUCAUUCAGCAGCCUUUACAGAGACACCUCGAUAUACCAAGAUGUUAUCUGCCUCGUCUGGUAUGCCAGAGGUCUUGGGAGAUGGUGGUGAUGGUGGUGGUGACGGGGGUAAUGGCGAUGGUGGUUGUGAUGGUGGUGGUCGUAGUCAUGGUGGUGGUAGGUGAUGUGGAUGGUGGUGAUGGUGGCGGGGAUCGUGGUGAUGGUGGUGGUGAUGGUGGUGGUGAUGGCGAUGGUGGUGAUGGGGGUGAUGGGGAUGGUAAAAAUGAAAUGAGAAAAUAAAAAAAUACGUAAAAUGUGUUAAUGUAGUUAAUUAAGUGUGAUUAACAAAAAAUAGGCAUUAGGUGUAAUUAAUAAUGUUGAAGUAUGGGAAUUGACGGCAGGAACUUCU
Lethenteron reissneri (Far Eastern brook lamprey) is the source of this 1775-nucleotide messenger RNA. RefSeq lists its product as uncharacterized. The record is from RefSeq and is a predicted model, not a curated record. NCBI's taxonomy places the organism in Eukaryota, Metazoa, Chordata, Hyperoartia, Petromyzontiformes, Petromyzontidae.